CGGAAUUCGAAUUUGUCCCCCCUUCCCGUUGUUCUUGCCCUUGUCCUCAUAUUUAAUCUGAAUCGAUACCGAGUCCAUAAAUUCAAGUCGGGAGAUAAUCGCAAGGCACAGGCUGGCACGGGCAGAGGCAAUGAACGCUGGAACGUUCCUUGGACUUGGCCCAACGGACUUGUCCCCGUCAGGUCCGGAGAGACGGAGAUGGUUUCCGCGGAUUACGCCCUUGGAAGUCAACGGUUUUAUGUAAGCGUCAUGGGUUGAGAUUUCAGUUCCAAGAUGCCUGAACGGCAGACUUAUCACGGAUAGAGCACCCCC
Molecule: messenger RNA, 312 nt
Organism: Mycena citricolor
Lineage: Eukaryota; Fungi; Basidiomycota; Agaricomycetes; Agaricales; Mycenaceae
Source: the annotation of a GenBank genome assembly